Messenger RNA from Cajanus cajan (pigeon pea), 900 nucleotides. The record is from RefSeq and is a predicted model, not a curated record. Lineage: Eukaryota; Viridiplantae; Streptophyta; Magnoliopsida; Fabales; Fabaceae.
AUGUUAGAGAGCAGGGGUGUGCUUAUUGACUGGGAUUGCUUCAGGAGGGUCUUUUUGGAGAAAUAUUUCCCGGAUAGCGUUAGAUACGAUAAGGAGGCAGAGUUCAUGAGAUUACAUCAGGGGAGCUUGUUUGUUUCUGAGUAUGAUAUGAGGAGGGGAGGCCAGAAGAGGGGACCCUAUGACAGACCUGUACAGUCUCAGAGAGAAGCUGUUAGUAGGGGACCUCGUCCUGCUACUCCUCAGGGUGGAGCAUCGUCAGUGCGGUGCUACAGAUGUGAAGGAGGACAUAUGGUUAGAGAUUGUUCCCUUCCGGGGAAUGUUUGCUUUAGAUGUGGUAGGCCAGGCCACAUCUCUAGAGAUUGUCAGACACCACCAACUUCAUCUGGGAGUGCUCUGAGGCCACCCAGACCUACAGCUGCGGGGAGAGUGUUUACAUUAUCAGGUACAGAGGCUUCCACUUCAUCAGACUUGGUGAAGGGGAAACGGAAGGCAGCAGGUGAGGAUGUUUUAUUUUUGUUCGAUUCUGGUGCCAUGCAUUCUUUUAUUUCUGGUGAUUGUGUGAAGAGAUUGGGUUUGUCAGUAUCUUCCUUGCAUGUUGAUUUGUCUAUGUCUACUCUGGCUUCAGUUUCUGUGGUGACGUCGGAGAUGUGUGUGAGAUGUCCGAUAGAGGUGUCUGCUUUGAGUAUUGAGACAGAGAGAGUUAUCGCUGGGAUCGAGAUUGUCAGUGAAUUUCCUGAGGUGUUUCCAGAUGAUGUGUCAGGAUUGCCACCCAGGCGUGAUGUUGAGUUUAGCAUUGAUCUGGUACCAGGUGCAGGACCGGUGGGAACUAAACAGUUACAGGACCCAGAGUUGUUAAGGACUUUGGGAUUACUUGGUACUGAGAGGGCAACUAGUUUUUAG